GUUUUUCCAGUAGAUUUGGAUCUGGGGACGGAUCUUGGUGUAUGCCAAGCCACCAGGACGUGUGACAUUGGUGAAGAGUGCCGACAACCCAGUGACCAGACAAGAAGAGCUGUGCAAGAUGAAGGUGUUUCUGUUUCUUCUGUUGGCUGCUGUCACUUGCAUAGAUUUGGGACACUUCUUGCGGUGUUACACCUGCAGGGAUUUGACCCCAGUUGACAAAUGCCAGACAAUUGAGAACUGCACAGAGGGUGAGCUCAUGUGCAAGACCACGAUGUAUUCCCUGGAGGAUGUUUAUCCCGUCACAGAAGUCUCAACUGUCACCAAGAUGUGCUCCUCCACCUGCAUCCCCUCCGACGUGGAUGGCAUCGGGAUGACACAUCCUGUCAGCUGCUGUUACUCUGACCUGUGCAACUUCGAUGGUGCAGAAAAUUUGGGGAUCAGAGCUGAGCCAUCUUGGAUCCUCGCAAGUUCCCUCUGUGCCUUUUUCUGGACUAGACUGUGAGGGGACGAUUCUGAAAAUUCCAUGAAGAAAAUAACCCCCCACCAGCCCAGCUUUCCAUGUGGAUGCCUCAAAAAAAACCCUCAACAGCUCCCAAAAAUUGAGGUUUUUUUAGUAUCCACACUUUUCCCACAACCAAGAGAGAAGCAAAACUCAGGAAGGCCCAACUCAAAUUUUUCAAUUGAUUUUUCAACAACUCCCACAAAAUUAAUUGUGGAGUUUCUUUGCUGUGCUGGUCUGGUUGGGUUUGAAGUAAAAAAUUCAAAUGUGUGAA
This is a messenger RNA of Corvus hawaiiensis (hawaiian crow), 773 nucleotides long. Its product is annotated as ly6/PLAUR domain-containing protein 2-like. NCBI's taxonomy places the organism in Eukaryota, Metazoa, Chordata, Aves, Passeriformes, Corvidae. Bases 119 to 502 code for a protein of 127 amino acids. The record is from RefSeq and is a predicted model, not a curated record. Gene Ontology annotation, molecular function: acetylcholine receptor inhibitor activity. The transcript has 3 exons.